UUGUGUUUGAGUUGAGACGGAGACAUAGGUUAGGUUGAUCAGUGCGCGUUGAGGAUUCGGCUUUCCUUAUUGGACAAUACUGUCGGUACUGUUGUUGUCCGCUGGUGGCACAAUUAUCUGCCUAACUACGGUCCUUUCUGUUGUGUGGAUUCACUUGUGAAGUGGUGUGAAGCUCCUCGCACCUCUUUAAGCGGGGAUGCCGAACUCUUUAUGACACUCGAGUUGCCUUUGCAUUACCGUCCGAUCGCUUUGACCAUUCAAACACAAGAUGCCGGAGAUCAAGAUAAUCCCGCUGGGCGCUGGGCAAGAUGUAGGAAGAAGUUGCAUCUUACUCAACAUCGGAGGGAAGAAGAUAAUGCUGGAUUGUGGAAUGCACAUGGGUUAUCAAGAUGAACGCAGAUUUCCUGACUUCUCAUUCAUUGCUCAAGAAGGUCCUAUCACGGGGUACAUUGAUGCAAUAAUAAUCUCCCAUUUUCAUCUUGAUCAUUGUGGAGCACUUCCUUAUUUGACAGAAAUGGUCGGCUACAACGGACCAAUCUACAUGACUCACCCAACGAAAGCUAUAGCUCCGAUUUUGCUUGAGGACAUGAGGAAAGUAUCUGUUGAACGGAAAGGGGAGAGCAACUUUUUUACCUCACAAAUGAUAAAAGACUGUAUGAAGAAAGUUAUUGCUGUUACGUUGCAUCAGUCAGUUAUGGUUGACAGUGACUUGGAAAUAAAAGCCUACUAUGCUGGACAUGUAUUAGGUGCUGCUAUGUUUUGGAUUAGAGUCGGCAAUCAGUCUGUAGUUUAUACAGGAGAUUACAACAUGACUCCUGAUCGUCACUUGGGAGCUGCAUGGAUUGACAAGUGUCGCCCAGAUGUCCUAAUAACCGAAUCUACCUAUGCAACCACUAUCAGAGAUUCCAAGCGAUGCAGAGAACGAGACUUCCUCAAGAAAGUUCAUGAAUGUGUGGAGAGAGGAGGAAAGGUCCUAAUUCCAGUAUUUGCUCUUGGGCGAGCUCAAGAAUUGUGUAUCCUAUUAGAGACUUACUGGGAAAGAAUGAAUCUGAAAGUUCCCAUAUAUUUUGCUGUAGGUCUAACUGAAAAGGCUAACAAUUACUAUAAGAUGUUCAUUACAUGGACAAAUCAAAAGAUAAGAAAAACAUUUGUACAGCGGAAUAUGUUUGACUUCAAGCAUAUCAAACCUUUUGACAAGACUUUUAUCGAUAAUCCUGGUGCUAUGGUUGUUUUUGCUACUCCUGGCAUGUUACAUGCUGGACUCUCUCUGCAGAUUUUUAAGAAAUGGGCCCCAAAUGAAAACAACAUGGUGAUAAUGCCUGGAUUUUGUGUACAAGGAACUGUGGGUCACAAAAUCUUAAAUGGUGCUAAAAAGGUAGAGAUAGAGAACCGACAAGUUGUGGAAGUUAAAAUGUCAGUGCAGUAUAUGUCUUUCUCUGCUCAUGCUGAUGCAAAGGGAAUUAUGCAGCUGAUACAGUACUGUGAACCUCGCAAUGUUUUGUUGGUUCAUGGAGAAGCUGCAAAAAUGGAGUUUUUGAAGGAGAAGAUUAAGCAAGAAUUUAAUUUGGACUGUUUUAUGCCAGCUAAUGGUGAAACAUGUGUCAUCCAAACACCGCACAGAAUUCCUAUAGAUGUUUCUCUUCCACUUUUGAAAGCCGAGUCAGUGAAAUACAAUGCCCUGCCUCCUGACCCCAAAAGACCUCGCAUUAUUCAUGGUGUUCUGGUCAUGAAGGAUAAGUCUACUUGUUUAAUGGAUGUAGAUGAGGCUUGUAAAGAGGCAGACAUUAGCAGACACAUGGUGCGUUUCACAUCAACUGUGAGACUGGAAGAUUUUGGGCCAGCUGGAAGAACAACUGACAAGCUGCUGCUUCAUGUCCAGGAGAAGCUUAAAGGCUGGAAUGUUGUAUAUCAAGAAGGAAAUAUUUCUAUUGAAUCAGUGCUUGUAAAGGUUGAAGGUGCAGAUGAUGAGACUAAAACUGUUUAUGUCUCAUGGACUAAUCAAGAUGAAGAGUUGGGAAGUUAUAUUCUUGAACUGAUCCAGACAAUGGGAAAUUAAGUUACCUUGAAACCAUUCCCAAGGCCUGAGUAAGUUUUGUAAUUGUUACAGAAGUGUGGUGUGAAGUGACACCUCAAUGUGACUGUGAUAGUGCUUCAACAGUGGAAUGAUUGUUUGAAAAUGAAAGAAGCUUUGUACCUUGAACCUUUUGCCCUUUAGUAGGCAGCUUUUGAACUGUCAUUCAACACUUUCUCUAAAUAUUUGUUUUGUUAAUAUUACUUGUACGCUGUAUUAUCUAGGGUUGGCAAUAAAGAUCAUUGUAAGAUUA
Molecule: messenger RNA, 2324 nt
Organism: Frankliniella occidentalis (western flower thrips)
Lineage: Eukaryota; Metazoa; Arthropoda; Insecta; Thysanoptera; Thripidae
Gene: IntS11
Product: integrator complex subunit 11
Exons: 1
Coding region: 269-2056 (595 amino acids)
Biological process (GO): snRNA processing
Cellular component (GO): nucleus
Source: RefSeq, a predicted model, not a curated record